AUGAGGGCGCGGCCGCGGGUCUGCGAGGCGCUCCUCUUCGCCCUGGCGCUCCAGACCGGCGUGUGCUACGGCAUCAAAUGGCUGGCGCUGUCCAAGACCCCGGCGGCCCUUGCGCUGAACCAGACGCAGCACUGCAAGCAGCUGGAGGGGCUGGUGUCUGCGCAGGUGCAGCUCUGCCGCAGCAACCUGGAGCUCAUGCGCACCGUCGUGCACGCCGCCCGCGAGGUCACGAAGGCCUGCCGCAGGGCCUUUGCGGACAUGCGCUGGAACUGCUCCUCCAUCGAGCUUGCCCCCAACUACCUGCUUGACCUGGAGAGAGGGACCCGGGAGUCAGCCUUCGUGUAUGCGCUGUCGGCGGCCGCCAUCAGCCACGCCAUCGCCCGGGCCUGCACCUCCGGCGACCUGCCCGGCUGCUCCUGCGGCCCUGUCCCAGGUGAGCCACCCGGGCCCGGGAACCGCUGGGGAGGAUGUGCGGACAACCUCAGCUACGGGCUCCUCAUGGGGGCCAAGUUUUCCGAUGCUCCUAUGAAGGUGAAAAAAACAGGAUCCCAAGCCAAUAAACUGAUGCGUCUACACAACAGUGAAGUGGGGAGACAGGCUCUGCGCGCCUCUCUGGAAAUGAAGUGUAAAUGCCACGGGGUAUCUGGGUCCUGCUCCAUCCGCACCUGCUGGAAGGGGCUGCAGGAGCUUCGGGAUGUGGCUGCUGACCUCAAGACCCGCUACCUGUCGGCCACCAAGGUAGUGCACCGACCCAUGGGCACCCGCAAGCACCUGGUGCCCAAGGACCUGGAUAUCAGGCCUGUGAAGGACUCGGAGCUUGUCUAUCUGCAGAGCUCACCCGACUUCUGCAUGAAGAACGAGAAGGUGGGCUCCCAUGGGACGCAAGACAGGCAGUGCAACAAGACGUCCCACGGCAGCGACAGCUGUGACCUCAUGUGCUGCGGCCGCGGCUACAACCCCUACACGGACCGCGUGGUCGAGCGCUGCCACUGCAAGUACCACUGGUGUUGCUACGUCACGUGCCGCCGCUGCGAGCGCACGGUAGAGCGCUAUGUCUGCAAGUGA
Callorhinus ursinus (northern fur seal) is the source of this 1065-nucleotide messenger RNA. RefSeq names its product Wnt family member 11 (gene WNT11). The record is from RefSeq and is a predicted model, not a curated record. Gene Ontology annotation, biological process: neuron differentiation; multicellular organism development; canonical Wnt signaling pathway. Gene Ontology annotation, molecular function: frizzled binding; cytokine activity. Gene Ontology annotation, cellular component: extracellular region. NCBI's taxonomy places the organism in Eukaryota, Metazoa, Chordata, Mammalia, Carnivora, Otariidae.